AUGGCCAGGGCGGAGCCGGGCGAGUGCAAUCUCACACAUCCCCACACGAACGAUCAAACUCCGAUCCGCCCGUCAACCAUCGCUCGGCUGGCCGCCCUCCUCCUCGCCUUCGCCGUCGCCGUCUCCACCACCGCGCUGGCGCAUGGCCGCGACCUCCCGACCCAGAUCAAGCUGACAAAUGGCGGCGGCGUGGUUGGCGGCGACAGGCAGGAGUGCGUGUACACGGUGUACGUGCGGACGGGGUCGAUCUGGAAGGCCGGGACGGACGCCAACAUCACCCUGGAGCUCUACACCGCAGGCAACGCCGACGGCGUGGCCAUCUCGGACCUGCCGUCGUGGGGCGGGCUCAUGUGGCAGGGCCACUCCUACUUCGAGCGCGGCAACCUCGACAUUUUCAGCGGGCGCGGGCCGUGCAUGGCCAGCGCGCCCUGCCGCAUGAGGGUGUCCUCCGACGGCACCGGCCCGCACCACGGCUGGUACUGCAACUACGUCGAGGUCACCGUCACCGUCACCGGCCCGCACCGCGGCCGCGCCCAGCAGCUCUUCACCGUCGAGCAGUGGCUCGCCACCGACGCCGCGCCCUACAAGCUCGAGGCCGUCGUCGACCGCUGCCCCGCCGAUGACGCCGCGUCGGUGUAUGACCGAAUAAGCUCAGCACUAAUUGUCGGCAUGCUCUUCAUGGCUUCAUUGAAAGAUAAUGAGGCUAUGAGAAAAUAUCUCUUAAUAACUGAGACUUUCAAGGUUGAUGGUCAGAGCAGUGUUAAUGGCCUCAAAGAGGCUGCAGAAGUUUGUAUGACUGUCAUAUUCAGGGUCAGAAUAGUAUGCACGUUCUUCCAAGAAUCGAAGCACGUUAGGAAGGUGUACAUCAAUUGA
Triticum aestivum (bread wheat) is the source of this 873-nucleotide messenger RNA. Its product is annotated as PLAT domain-containing protein 1-like. Lineage: Eukaryota; Viridiplantae; Streptophyta; Magnoliopsida; Poales; Poaceae. Gene Ontology annotation, molecular function: protein binding. The transcript has 5 exons. The record is from RefSeq and is a predicted model, not a curated record. The coding region runs from base 1 to 873 and encodes 290 amino acids.